Messenger RNA from Thecamonas trahens ATCC 50062, 1077 nucleotides. RefSeq lists its product as uncharacterized. Lineage: Eukaryota; Apusomonadida; Apusomonadidae. Bases 1 to 1023 code for a protein of 340 amino acids. The transcript has a single exon. The record is from RefSeq and is a predicted model, not a curated record.
AUGGCCUCGCCUCCAUCUUACGACGGGUUCGAGGCCGCGUCACGGCCAGCGGUGCCUCCCGACUACGACACGGCCCUCCUCUCGCCGCCCGACUACGACGACAUCGCCUACGACCACUGCUACGCAACAGGAGUCGAUGGACUCGCCACCUCGAACCGACGGCUGCUGAAUCUGGGCAUCGAUGACGCAGAGGGCAUGCGGCGAGUGGAUCAGGAGGCCAUGCACGCGCUGCGCUGGCGGGCCGGCGCCUUUGCCGCCUUUCUCCUCGUGUGCAACAUGGCGGUGAUCGUGGCGUCGCUGGCGGCCGGGCGCUCGUUUGGCGUCUUCUUUGCCGGCAACUUGGCAUCGUUGGUUGUGUUUGCCACCGGAACCGCGCUGCUCUUCCCGCUGUCGCCGCUGACCCGGAUCCGGGUCGGGCAAGCCUACUUUCUACUCCUGCUCACCUUUACCGUCCUUGGCCUCGCCGCGUGUCUCGUCUUUGCUGUCAUUGUCCCGCGCAGAGUCACCGCCCUCUGCAACGUCUCCAACUCCAAGUGCAAGGCCGAGUCGAUCGCCAAGUACCGCGCCUUUGCUGUGAUGGCGGUCCUCACCGGCGCCGUGCUCUUCACUCUGGCCUUUACCCACUAUGCGCGGCUCUCCUUUGUCCAUCUCGUCGCCACCGAGCGGUACUAUCUCGACGAUGCGCAGGCGAGUAGCCUUGCCCUCCAUGGGCCUGUCCGCCGGCUCGCACGAUUCCUCCCGCGCUACGGCCGGUUGUGGCGGCGCAUCAAGGCCGGCCUUGCCGCUGCGGCUUCGCCGCCACUCCGCUGCCUCGCCAUCUGCCUCGGUGGCUGCGCCGGAGCAUUCGAGGCUGUAACUGGCGGCAUCAUAGACAUGUUCAAUCUCUCCGAGGACGCUGGCGUGUGGUGCUGCGUCAUGUUUCUCUGUGCCUGGUUCUGGAUCGCGCUCAUCGUCUGCAUCCUUGGUUCGCAGUUUGGCUGUGCCAUGCUCGAGCUGCUGCUCAACCUCAUACAGUCUCUAUAAUAUGAGCGCAUAAGACGUCGCGUAAGAGGUGCAAGUAAAUGCGAUCCUCCACCC